AUGAAGCUAACUGUAGACGGUCUUCUUGUAUAUUUCCCAUACGAUUAUAUUUAUCCUGAACAGUAUGCUUACAUGCUUGAAUUAAAACGAGCUUUAGAUGCUAAGGGACAUGGCUUACUGGAAAUGCCGUCAGGAACUGGAAAAACCAUAUCACUACUAUCACUAAUUGUUGCUUAUAUGAUACAAAACCCUCAUCAUGUCAGAAAAUUAAUUUACUGUUCCCGCACAGUACCUGAAAUAGAAAAAGUAUUAGAAGAAUUAAAAAAUCUAAUCAAAUAUUAUGAAAAAAGUCAAGGAGAGAAACCCAGUUUAACUGGAGUCGUAUUGAGCUCAAGGAAAAAUUUAUGCAUACAUCCGGAUGUAUCAAGAGAAAGAGAAGGUAAAUUAGUUGAUGGCAAAUGCCAUUCCCUGACUGCCAGUUACAUCAGAGAGAGGCAUGAGCAUGAUAGUUCUGUGCCCAUUUGUCAGUUUUAUGAAGGAUUUAACCGAGAAGGAAAGGAGUCUAUGCUGCCAUAUGGCGUGUACACAAUGGAUGACCUCAAACAGUAUGGUGCUGAUAGAAACUGGUGUCCAUACUUCUUGUCUAGAUUUGCUAUAAUCCAUGCAGAGAUAGUAGUAUAUUCCUACCACUAUCUCCUAGAUCCAAAGAUCGCAGAAGUUGUAUCAAAGGAGUUGAACAGAGAAGCGGUGGUGGUAUUUGAUGAGGCCCAUAAUAUAGACAAUGUGUGCAUCGACUCCCUCAGUGUGAAGAUAACUAGACGAACUAUUGACAAGAGCUCUCAAGCUUUGCAGUCUUUGGAAAAAGCUGUUGCGCAAUUAAAGGAAGAGGACGCGGAAAGGCUCAGCCUGGAGUACGAGCAGAUGGUGGAGGGGCUGCGCGAGGCGGCCGUCGCGCGCGACACCGACCUCAUCCUCGCCAACCCCGUGCUGCCCGACGAGGUGCUGAACGAGGUGGUCCCGGGUAAUAUAAGGAAUGCGGAACAUUUCUUAGGGUUUUUGAAGCGUUUCAUAGAAUACCUGAAGACCAGGCUGCGGAUACAACACGUGGUGCAGGAGUCGCCCGCUGGUUUCCUCAAGGACGUCUCCUCCAGGGUGUGCAUCGAGCGCAAGCCGCUGCGGUUCUGCGCCACGCGGCUGCAGUCGCUCAUGCGCACGCUGCAGAUCCCGGACCCGUCGGCGCUGGGCGCGCUCACGCUGGUGGCGCACCUCGCCACGCUGGUCUCCACAUACACCAAGGGGUUCGUCAUCAUCAUCGAGCCCUUCGACGAUAAGACCCCCACGGUGUCCAAUCCGAUAUUGCAUUUCUCAUGCAUGGACUCGUCGAUAGCGAUGCGGCCGGUGUUCUCCAGGUUCCAGACUGUCAUCAUCACUUCUGGGACGCUGUCGCCGUUGGACAUGUACCCCAAGAUCCUGGACUUCAACCCCGUGGUGAUGAGCUCCUUCACCAUGACCCUGGCGCGCCCUUGCAUACUGCCCAUGAUAGUGUCAAAAGGCAGCGAUCAAGUGGCGAUAUCGUCGAAGUACGAGACGCGCGAGGACGUGGCCGUCAUACGUAACUACGGGCAGCUUCUAGUCGAGAUAUCGUCGUGCGUGCCGGACGGCGUGGUGUGCUUCUUCACGUCGUACCUGUACCUGGAGAGCGUGGUCGGCGCGUGGUACGACCAAGGCGUAGUGGCGAGUCUUCAGCGACACAAAUUACUGUUCAUAGAGACGCAGGACUCGGCCGAGACUAGCUUUGCUCUCAUUAAUUAUAUCAAGGCGUGCGAGAGCGGGCGCGGCGCCGUGCUGCUGUCGGUGGCGCGCGGGAAGGUGUCGGAGGGCGUGGACUUCGCGCAGCACCUCGGCCGCGCCGUGCUCAUGUUCGGCAUCCCCUACGUCUUCACGCAGAGCCGCAUCCUCAAGGCGCGCCUCGACUACCUGCGCGAACACUUCCAGAUCCGUGAGAACGAUUUCCUGACAUUCGACGCGAUGCGGCACGCGGCGCAGUGCGUCGGCCGCGUGCUGCGAGGUAAGACGGACUACGGCAUCAUGAUCUUCGCGGACAAGCGCUUCAGCCGCGCCGACAAGCGCAGCAAGCUGCCGCGCUGGAUACAGGCGCACCUGCGCGACUCGCUCUGCAACCUCAGCACCGAGGAGGCCGUGCAGAUCUGCAAGCGCUGGCUGCGGCAGAUGGCGCAGCCCUUCACGCGCGAGGACCAGCUCGGCGUGUCGCUGCUCACGCUGCACCAGCUGCAGUCGCAGGAGCAGCAGGACAAGAUCGAGAAGCAGGUCAUACAGAAG
Messenger RNA from Brenthis ino (lesser marbled fritillary), 2280 nucleotides. Lineage: Eukaryota; Metazoa; Arthropoda; Insecta; Lepidoptera; Nymphalidae. The record is from the annotation of a GenBank genome assembly.